Nothobranchius furzeri (turquoise killifish) is the source of this 1744-nucleotide messenger RNA. It is a transcript of the gene upp1, whose product is annotated as uridine phosphorylase 1. Gene Ontology annotation, cellular component: cytoplasm; cytosol. Gene Ontology annotation, biological process: nucleotide catabolic process; uridine catabolic process. Lineage: Eukaryota; Metazoa; Chordata; Actinopteri; Cyprinodontiformes; Nothobranchiidae. The record is from RefSeq and is a predicted model, not a curated record. Gene Ontology annotation, molecular function: uridine phosphorylase activity.
GAAACUUGAGAAAAAAAUAUUUUACAACAUUUUUGACUUGUUUUUUUAAUUCUAAACUGUUUUAUGUGGAAAUGUUCAUUUUUUAAGCUUUAAGAUAAAUAAUUUUUAUUAACAACCCACUCAGAAAUGAUUCAGUUUUAUGGGUUUUUACAUUAUCAUUCAUGUAUUUUGUGAAACAUGAUCCUUUCUCAACCUCAACGGGCGUUUUCGCAGUCACGGGAAAUCCAGAGGCGCUUGCACAUCCGUCGUUAGUUAGUCACCUCUGUGCGUGACAGUGAGCGUGCAUCUCGCAGCCAAUGGGAGGACUGAUCAGCCCGUGACGUGUUCUGACGCAACCUUGGGCCGGCGUCCCACAACGGUGGAGCUGUCAGAUGUUUUAAUCGGAAAUUCAUCUUUAAUAGCUGUAGUGAAAGGGCAGCAGACAUCUGUAGACUGACUGACUUUCAACCAUCCGGCUGGAUUUUCAUCAUAAAGAAUCAUGGACCUCACGGGCGAUAAGCCAAGUGCGCCUCGCAGCAGUCCUGUUUAUGUCCAUAACCCACACCUGGACAGUCUGAAAGAUGACGUUCUCUACCACUUCAGCCUUGGGACUAGAACUCACAACCUGCCAGCUAUGUUUGGGGAUGUGAAGUUUGUUUGUGUUGGGGGCAGUCCCUGGAGGAUGAAGUCAUUCACCGAGUACAUUGCAGCUGAGCUUGCGAUAGAAGAACCCAAUUCGGGGUAUGCUAAUAUCUGUGCAGGAACAGAUCGCUACACCAUGUACAAAGUUGGACCUGUACUCUCUGUCAGUCAUGGAAUGGGCAUCCCAUCUAUCGCCAUAAUGUUGCACGAGCUCAUCAAGCUCCUCCAUCAUGCACACUGCACAGAUGUUACAGUAAUUCGCAUUGGGACAUCAGGGGGAAUAGGACUUGAGCCUGGCACAGUUGUCGUAACCAAGCAGUCAGUGGACGCCACCUUUCUGCCCAGGCUAGAGCAGGUGAUCCUGGGAAAGACGGUGGUACGCAACACAGAUCUGGACCAAGGUCUGGCCGAGGAGCUGCUGCAGUGCAGCAAAGAGCUUAGCCAGUUUGAGACUGUAAUUGGCAACACCAUGUGUACACUUGAUUUCUAUGAAGGCCAAGCCCGUUUGGAUGGUGCCUUGUGUUCCUACACGGAGAAGGAUAAACAGGACUACCUCAUUAAAGCCAAAGAAGCCGGAGUUUGCAAUAUAGAAAUGGAGUCGUCUGUUUUUGCUGCUAUGUGCAAACUGAGUGGCCUGCGAGCGGCUGUUGUUUGUGUGACACUUUUGGAUCGACUGAAGGGAGAUCAGCUGAACAGCUCUCAUGAUGUUCUUCAUGACUACCAACUACGCCCUCAAAUCCUGGUGGGUUACUACAUCAAGAAGCAUUUAAAGGCCAAAGGAGAACAUGUGUAACUCUAGUUGUUUCACUUUUUUUUUUUUUUUUUUGCAAGUAAACAUUCAGUUUGUGGAAAAAUCUGUUAAGCACUAAAGAUUGUCUAGAAUAGCUCUAAGUUAUUCUGAUUGACAUUUAUAUUCAUAUUCUAUUGAAGAAAAGCUUGUUCAUUACAUAUUAGAUUUAAUUUAUUGAGUGAGUGAAUGAGUGAGUGAGUGGGUGAGUGAGUGAGUGUGCUUUUUUAAAUUUUAUUUAGACAGAAUGAGUGAAUCUAAGAAUCUUAAACUACAGAAAACGGUGCUCAUUAUACUGUAAGUUAUAUACCUGAUUAAAACGAAACAAGUCUUUCA